This is a messenger RNA of Blepharisma stoltei, 783 nucleotides long. The record is from the annotation of a GenBank genome assembly. NCBI's taxonomy places the organism in Eukaryota, Ciliophora, Heterotrichea, Heterotrichida, Blepharismidae.
AUGGUAGAUCAGCAGCGAUGCUGGCCAAAGAUUGAUCAUUAUAUAGGAAUACUAGGGGAUCGAUAUACUGGGAAGACAUCAAUUAUCAAGAGUAUUUUAAAACAAGGCUGUACCGAUCAUUUUAACACUUACUUUGGACUAGCAUUUAUCUUAAUCUCCCACUUAGCUAGCAUAAUAUUUUUAAUAGCGUUCAAAAUUUUAUGUAAUUUUUUUUUUGAUUUUUAAAUAUACAAUUUUGUAAAAACAGAAAUGAAAAUCAAAUUUAUUAGGGCCCAGGCCCUACAAAUUUUAAUAAAAUUAUAUGAAAAUCUCAUUAAUAAAUGAUUCACUAGCGAAGGGCUAUUUUCCAAUGGAUUUUCUCGCUAACUAAAGGGGAGCUAAAAAACCCAACCCCAGGGAUUGGAGAAACCGGUAAAGUUCUUAUUUUUUGAUCCUGAGGAAGGAGGAACUCUAAGAUUGCUGAAUCCGAAGCUGAUUGAAAAAAUGAGUUUAACUAUAGUAGCAUAUGACGUGAUGUCGAGAGAAAGCUUCGAUCAUAUUGAUUUCUGGGUUAACUCAGUUAAAAAUCAAAUUGCCUCUAAAUUAGUGCUUGUUAUCGGAAAUAAAAUAGACAUGAAGGUAAAAAAUAGAGCUGUAAAAUAUGAAGAAGCCCAAGAAAAAUGCUUGAAAUUGAACUGUUUUUAUAUUGAGCUUAGUGCUAAAACCACCCUUCAUAUUCAUGCUAUGCUAAGCUCUAUAAUAUGUCUAUCUAAAACAGACGCUAAAAAGAGACUGCCAAAUUAA